UGUCCAGCUCCUCUUUUGCUAACCAACAACUACCCCUCUCCUACGGCAACACAUAACCUCCACUUUCAGAAGCAUCUCGAUACCGAGGCUGCAGACCACUUCCCCUUUCACAACUUUAACGAUUAACGCACCCCUAGCAGCUCCCCGCUAUCGCUCGCCUUCUCGGAAUACAGCUUGUAUGACGCGAUUGCCCCGCUUUCAGGCACCAUCUAUAUAUAUAUGCUGUGGAUGAUUACUGUGCCGGAACCGCCUGCGCGCAUCGGACCGAGCGCAACAACAUCUUCCACAGUUAUAACAAGAUAACAACAGAUCAAAAGGCCGUAUUUCGACGACGAUAAUCAAGAAGAGCAAAGUAAGGGCGGAAAUACAAGAGAACAAGACCCCGCCGCAAGCAUCGACCGUCCAUCACCUCGACAAUGUCCUCCUCCCCACCACUCCAGACCUUCACCGAAAUCCCCAUCCUGCCCCUCUCGCAGGCCCUGGAUCCAGAAACGAAACCGCAAUUCCUGUCACAGCUCCGCGAUGCUCUGCUCAACGUCGGAUUCCUCUAUCUCAGCGAGACUGGGAUCCCCGACGCGCUGAUCGAGGAUGUGAUUCGCGAGUGCAAUGAGUUCUUCGAGGAGUUGCCGCUCGAGGAGAAGGAGAAGAUUGAGAUGAAGAAUCAGAAGAGCUUUUUGGGGUGGAGUAGGCUCGACAACGAAACCACCGCCCACAACCCGGACCACCGCGAACAACUCGACCUCUCGACGCCACACCCCCUCCCCGGGCCCGACGCACCUCUCUACCACAACCUCCUCGCCCCCAACCAGUGGCCCUCACCCACCCACCUCCCCAACUUCCGCCCCGUCUUUGAAGACUACAUGUCGCGCAUGUCAGGCAUCUCGACCCUCUUCACCUCUCUCAUCGCCGAAGCCAUCGGCCUGCCACCCACCGCCUUUGACAAAUUCUUCGACGAGGACCAGCAGCACAAACUCAAAAUCGUAAAGUACCCCGAAGUCGACGUCGAGGAUUUACCUGCAGGGGCUAGUGACGAGGAGAGGAAGAAGUGGGAGAUCAAGAGGCAAGGCGUCGGACCUCACAAGGAUAGCAUGUUGAGCAGCUAUCUCCUCCAGGCGAGUGAUCAACCGGGACUACAGGCGCAGAACGCACGCGGCGAGUGGGUCGAUUGUAAACCCAUCCCUGGGACCCUCGUGGUAGCCAUCGGCCAAGGCAUGGAAGCCCUCACCGACGGCGUAUGCGCGUCGACGACGCACCGCGUCCUCAGUCCACGACGGGGCGAAGGGCCUCGCUACUCGGUGCCGUUUUUCCAGGGCGUGAGUUACGAUGCCAAAUUUGAAGCCAUGGACGUGCCGGAGAGCGUGUUGAGGUUGAGGGACGAGGCGAGGAGCAAGAGGAGGGACGACGUCGAGUUUACGUUUGUGAAGGGCAGGUGGGGGCAUCUGGGCGAGGCGACGUUGAUGAAUAGGGUCAAGAGUCAUCCGGAUGUGGGGGAGAGAUGGUAUCCGGAGCUUCUUGCACAGAUCCGAGCGCAGCAGGCCGCAACGGCCAAAGCUGCCUGAUGUUGCAAAGAAGAAGGUUUUGAGUUGGAACAAUAAUGGAGGCGAGGAGCGACCGCAUCACGGGCAGCGUAGCUUGGCAAGGCGGAAUUCGUAUAGAGGCGCCUCGGAGGGGUGCCUCGUGCUGGUGAAGUAGGGGAACGAUAGGAUGAGGCUGUCCAUGAGUCUAUGCCUGCACUGUCUGAAGACAAAGAAUCAUACUCCGUGGCAGAGCGGAGAAUCCUCGCAGUCACUCCGCUCAACGCUUUUGGAGGAAGUAGGGAUAUCCUGUUCAUCAGCUUCACAAACAUGUCUUGG
This is a messenger RNA of Westerdykella ornata, 1853 nucleotides long. RefSeq names its product Clavaminate synthase-like protein. Bases 417 to 1559 code for a protein of 380 amino acids. NCBI's taxonomy places the organism in Eukaryota, Fungi, Ascomycota, Dothideomycetes, Pleosporales, Sporormiaceae. The transcript is spliced from 3 exons. The record is from RefSeq and is a predicted model, not a curated record. Gene Ontology annotation, molecular function: dioxygenase activity.